CAACUUGGGUACAACAUAUCCAAAAACACAAUUCAAUACAACAUAAAAUGGCGGAACUUGCUGGAUACAAUGGCAGCGCGAGCUUCGUGUUCUCAACUGGUCUGCCUUUCAACUCUACUGGCGACUAUGAGUAUUAUGAACCUGAACCCGAUGCCAGCAAGAUCAUUAUCCCCUCCAUCUACGCACUGGUGUGCUGCGUCGGCGUCACGGGAAACGCCAUGGUCAUCUACGUCAUCCUCAAGUACGCCAAGAUGAAGACGGCCACCAACAUCUACAUUCUUAAUCUCGCCAUUGCGGAUGAACUCUUCAUGUUGAGCGUCCCCUUCCUGGCGACCUCGGCCGCGGUGCAUCACUGGCCGUUUGGCUCGCUCAUGUGCCGUUUGGUUCUCAGUGUGGAUGGCAUCAACAUGUUCACGAGCAUCUUCUGCCUGACCGUGCUGAGCGUGGACCGCUACAUCGCAGUGGUGCACCCAAUCAAAGCGGCUCGCUACCGUCGGCCAACCAUCGCCAAAGUAGUCAACGUUUGCGUGUGGGGACUUUCGCUGCUUGUAAUUCUGCCCAUCAUCAUCUUUGCAGACACCGUGCCGGCGCAGGACGGAGGAGUGGACUGCAACUUUCUAUGGCCAGAGUCAUCGUGGUCAGAAGCGUUUGUGGUCUACACAUUCCUAUUGGGUUUUUUGCUUCCCGUGGCAGCCAUCUGCCUGUGCUACUGUUUGAUUGUGGUGCGCAUGCGAGCGGUGGGUCUAAAAGCGGGCUGGUUGCAGCGGCGGCGCUCUGAAAAGAAGAUCACACGUAUGGUGCUGCUGGUGGUCUCCGUUUUCGUUCUCUGCUGGAUGCCGUUUUAUAUUGUGCAGCUGAUUAGUGUGUUCCGCAAGCCGCCGGACCCCAUGGUGACUCAGCUAUUUGUCAUUCUAAGCUACGCUAACAGCAGCGCCAACCCCAUUCUCUACGGAUUUGUGUCGGACAACUUCCGCCGCUCGUUCCAGCGUAUCAUUUGCUUCCGCUGGUUGGAGAAUGGACUGGAUGCUGAGCAGGUGGACUACUGUGCUGUGGCCCUGCGGCGUCAGACCACAUGCGGCCCACCGGAUUUUCCAAAGGAGUGCUUGGCUUCCAACAUGGUGUUUCGUAAUGGAACCUGCACAUCCCGUACCACCACUCUGUGA
Sinocyclocheilus anshuiensis is the source of this 1163-nucleotide messenger RNA. RefSeq names its product somatostatin receptor type 1-like. Gene Ontology annotation, biological process: cellular response to glucocorticoid stimulus; neuropeptide signaling pathway. The record is from RefSeq and is a predicted model, not a curated record. Lineage: Eukaryota; Metazoa; Chordata; Actinopteri; Cypriniformes; Cyprinidae. Gene Ontology annotation, cellular component: neuron projection; plasma membrane. The coding region runs from base 48 to 1163 and encodes 371 amino acids. The transcript has a single exon. Gene Ontology annotation, molecular function: somatostatin receptor activity; neuropeptide binding.